Molecule: messenger RNA, 1614 nt
Organism: Tripterygium wilfordii
Lineage: Eukaryota; Viridiplantae; Streptophyta; Magnoliopsida; Celastrales; Celastraceae
Product: galactoside 2-alpha-L-fucosyltransferase-like
Exons: 1
Coding region: 7-1614 (535 amino acids)
Biological process (GO): xyloglucan biosynthetic process; cell wall biogenesis
Cellular component (GO): Golgi apparatus; membrane
Molecular function (GO): galactoside 2-alpha-L-fucosyltransferase activity
Source: RefSeq, a predicted model, not a curated record
CCCGUAAUGCCGGUUAAGGUUAGCUUAAGAUUUAUGUUUCAAAUGAUUGUGUUGCAUUUGCUCAAUUUUGGUAAAAUAUGUGCAGGUUUGGUAAACGAAGGUGUUGAACCAACUAGUACUCAAAAUGACAGACUUCUUGGAGGACUUAUGGCUCCUGGGUUGGAUGAGCUAUCUUGUUUAAGCAGGUACCAGUACUUCCGAUACCGGAAAACCUCUCGUAAACCAUCCUCUUAUCUAAUAUCCAGACUACGAAGCUACGAACAGCUUCACAGACGUUGCGGACCGAACACUGAAUCCUUCAAGAAAUCACUCCAGCAAGUCCAAUCUGGUCACAUUGACAACACCUCAGACUGUAACUAUGUAGUUUGGACAUUCUCAAAUGGACUUGGAAACAGAAUGAUAUCAAUUGCUUCAUCAUUCCUUUACGCUCUCCUCACUGACCGCGUCCUGCUCAUCCACCAUGUCCCUGACAUUGACAUGGCUGAACUGUUCUGCGAGCCUUUUCCGAACUCAACGUGGUUUCUGCCUCUGGAAAAUCCAUUCAACGAUGAUUUCAAGAUCUUCAAUGGGCAAUCCCCUAAAAAGUACGGUAAUCUGGUGAUGAACAAGAAGAUAAACACUUCGACGAUGCCUCCACCGACACAUCUAUAUCACUACAUUGCUUACGAUUUCGAAGAUCAAGACAAGGUCUUUUACCAGGAUGAACAUCAAGCAUUUCUUGUCUCUGUGCCUUGGUUGAUUUUGAAGUCUGAUGAGUACUUCGCCCCGUCGUUCUUCUUGAUGAGAAGUUUCAGGCAGGAACUAGACAUGCUGUUUCCUGACAAAGAAACUGUUUUUCAUCUUCUCGGACGCUACCUUUUCCUUCCAUCGAACGAGGCUUGGGGACUAAUUACAAGAUUCUACGACGCUUACUUGGCGAAUGCAGAUGAGAGAAUUGGGAUUCAAAUUAGAGUCGUCAAUACACAAGUUAAUCCAUUUCAAAGUGUCAUGGAUGGGAUGUUAGCCUGUCUUUCUAGUCAAAAAAUUCUGCCUGAUGUCGUUGAAACGAAAAAAAUUUCUACGGAAACUCGACCCAGAAACCAGAGAAAAUCAAAAGCAGUUCUGAUAGCAUCAUUGUUCCCACAAUACUAUGAGAACAUGAAGAGUAAGUACUGGACGAGACCAACUGUGACAGGGGAGUUAGUUGGGGUUUAUCAACCAAGUCAUGAAGAAUAUCAACAGUUUGGAAAUAAUAUGCACAAUGUGAAAGCUUGGGCUGAAAUGAAUCUACUUAGCUUGUGUGAUGUGUUGGUGACGAGUUCUUGGUCGACUUUCGGGUACGUAGCUCAAGCACUUGGAGAUUUGAAGCCAUGGAUUCUUUACACAACUGAUAGUCAAGUGAAGCACAAUCCUUCUUGUCUUCGAGCCUUGUCAAUGGAGCCUUGCUUCCAUUUUCCUCCCAUUCUUGGCUGCCAGGCGAAGUAUAUGCGCGACAAUCAGGUCGUUUUUCCUCCAUAUAAUGACUGCAAACCUCAUGUCAAGCUCUAUGCCAAUACCAGUGAUCCUGUUCAUGUGCAGCAUUGUGAGGAUUCAACAUUCGGAUACAAACUGGUUCAUCAAAAGCAUUUAGUUUGA